CGUCACAAUUAAACAGUCUUUUAUCACAAAUAUCACCAAUAUCAUGCGAAAAAUUAUUGAAAAACCAACUUAAAUUACCUUUGCUUCGUUCGAUACUUCUUACAUCGGCAUGUGCAAGAAUUCAGGGCGCAAACGAUAUUUCCAUAUUUGGUGAAAUGAUUAGAGAAUUGGCACUUCAAAUUUCAAUGCUAAAUGCUGAAACUAGGGAGCCACAAUCUACUACUAUUGAGGUUACUAUAACAACUUCUGAUACAGAUCAAAAAAUUAAUGAUGCAUCGCCGAACGAAUUUUUAUUAUCUGAAGAGCUUACUAAACCAGUAACAGUAUUAGAUGAUGACACUCAGAAUGGUGACAUUGAAAGUUCACAUCCUCUAACUCCUUCUUCGCC
Dentiscutata heterogama is the source of this 388-nucleotide messenger RNA. NCBI's taxonomy places the organism in Eukaryota, Fungi, Glomeromycota, Glomeromycetes, Diversisporales, Gigasporaceae. The record is from the annotation of a GenBank genome assembly.